Microthlaspi erraticum is the source of this 294-nucleotide messenger RNA. NCBI's taxonomy places the organism in Eukaryota, Viridiplantae, Streptophyta, Magnoliopsida, Brassicales, Brassicaceae. The record is from the annotation of a GenBank genome assembly.
AUGACGCUGAGGCCUCGUCAUUUGUCCGCAGUCUCCACCACCCUUCUCCGGCUGAUGGUUCAACGGUCUUUUGGAUGGGAACCAAUCCAUCCUCCGGUAACCGGAAAGUUGGAAAACAGGGAAGACGCAGGCCACUUGCUUGGAAGCGACGAUCAUGUGCGCAUCUACCAUCUCAUGAGUCUGAGAAUGUGUCCGGCAAUGCUACGCCGCUGCCAUCCCAAUGAGCAUUUUGAGCUGGAACUGUCAAGGAGCAGGGAGCUCCAAGACAGUUCAACGACUUCUGGAAAUACGUAA